AUGGAUUCUCAGGAGAUAGGAAUUCCGAUGCUAAUCGUAGACGUUCUUUGCAGGGCUUCGACGAGGAAAGCCUCGACUUCUGUUCCUGAGGGCGUUCCGGAGCAAGUGAUCGAGCUUGACUCUCCUCCUUCCUCGGACCAUGACGAGUCUUCCCAUCACGAUGAGAGUGCUUCUCAUCACGAUGAUGGUUUGAGGACUCCGGCGCGUGGUGGUUCGCCUUCUAAGGGGGACGAGUUCCUCACCCCCUGGCGGGCGUUCCCUCCUCUGACCGGCGUGAUCGUGGUGGUUUCGAAGGAGGGGAAUCAUCUCGGCGUCCAGGUGAGAAUGAUGAGGCGGCGUCUCGUCACUCGGAGGCGGGUGGUUUUGCUCCUGGCUCGAACCUCGGUGCUGAGGGCGACCGGAAUUCCAAAGGAUGGUCCUGAGGGCUAUAAUCCUCACGCGUUCAAGACGUGGUGGAAUGGCGGGAGUCCUCUUAUGGAGGACCAGGAUGCUUGCGGAGGGGCGACUUGGAUGUCUAAAGUUCAUCCCGGCUUGGGGAUUCCGCGUGAGGAGCUCACCUUUAGGACCGAUUUCGACGAAGCUGCUCAACAUCAUAUUAUGUCUGGCGGGAAGUUCACCGCGUUGGUCCAGAAGUACGAGACGGCGCUUCGGGAGCUAAGGAGAGGCCAAGAUGUCGACACGAUGGUGGCCGAUUUGCAGCAGGAUAAACUGGCGCUUGAGUCGAAGGUCGCGGCGCUGAACAAGGAGAUCGUGAAGACUCUCGGACUCCAGGGGUGGCAGACAGCUGAGGGCUCAAGUGGGUGA
Microthlaspi erraticum is the source of this 804-nucleotide messenger RNA. The record is from the annotation of a GenBank genome assembly. Lineage: Eukaryota; Viridiplantae; Streptophyta; Magnoliopsida; Brassicales; Brassicaceae.